AUGACAACACCUGUUAGAAAGGCCACUUUGAACAUUGCUUGCUUGCAAUUGAAUUCUCAACCUUUUCAUCUUGAUGACACAUUACAAAGAGCUCAUAGUUUAUUGACCAAAUGGCAAGCACAAGCUGAUUUUAAGAAGCCAGAUAUAGUGGUUUUUUCAGAGUUUGCAUUGACAGGCUAUAAUUUCAACUCAAGAAAAGAGAUUCUGCCGUAUACGGAGACUUCUAAUAGUGGAGUAUCAUUUGAAUUAGCCAAGAAAAUUUCAUUGAAAUUUGGUUGUUAUACAAUUAUCGGCUAUCCAGAAUAUCAUAAGAACAACAAUACUCCCAAUAAUAGUAAUAGUAACAGUAAUGGUAAUAGUGCAAGUAUUAAUACUAGUAAUGAAAUGACAAAUAAUCUAGAUAAAGAUAAUGCUAUUUUAUAUAAUUCAGCAAAUGUAGUCUCGCCCAAGGGUCAUUCAAUCUUCAAUUAUAGGAAAUCUUUCUUAUAUGACACUGAUUACCUUUGGGGGUGUCAAGAAAACCCAAAUGGGUUCCAAUCAUUAAAACUAGAAUUUCCAUCGAAAAAUAUUUCCAUAAACACUUCUUUUGGGAUUUGUAUGGACUUAAAUCCUUAUAAGUUUACGGCGCCAUUUGAUGCCUUUGAAUUUGCCAAAUUUAAUGUUGAUAAUAAGAUAGAUUUAAUCAUUUGUCCAAUGUCUUGGUUACAUUCUUACUCAAUAACUAAUUUUUCCAAACCAGAGGAUAUUAAUUUUGAAGAAAAAAGGAUUCUCCAAUGCUUAUCGAAAGAAAAUAUUCCGCACAAAGGAAUCCAAGAUGAAAAUAAAUUCCAGUUUAAUUUACUUCAUAGUUCUUCAAGCCUAGAAUCGGUCGAUGAAUAUUUACAUAUGAAUAAACCUGAUCUCAAUAAUAUGAAUUAUUGGGUAUAUAGAUUAUUACCAGUAAUUGAUUCAAAACGAGAUGUAUCUGUUGUUUUUGCUAAUAGAUCAGGCAUAGAAGAUAAUAAUACAAUUUUUGCUGGCUCUAGUUCGAUGGUUUCAUUUGGUGAUAACGUAAGAGUCUGGGGUGCUUUAGGGAAAGGUGUGGAAGGUGUAUUACAAAAAGAUGUUCCAGUGCAAGGCUGUGAAAUUAUUUCAUAA
Messenger RNA from Henningerozyma blattae CBS 6284, 1137 nucleotides. RefSeq names its product amidase (gene NTA1). NCBI's taxonomy places the organism in Eukaryota, Fungi, Ascomycota, Saccharomycetes, Saccharomycetales, Saccharomycetaceae. The record is from RefSeq and is a predicted model, not a curated record. Gene Ontology annotation, biological process: protein catabolic process. The transcript has a single exon. The coding region runs from base 1 to 1137 and encodes 378 amino acids. Gene Ontology annotation, molecular function: protein-N-terminal glutamine amidohydrolase activity; protein-N-terminal asparagine amidohydrolase activity.